GUUUUCUUGAAUAUUUAAAUAUGUUUGUUAUUUUUUUUUAUUCCAGUUACUAUUGCUGUACCAGGAAAAGAAGGAAAGGCAGCUAUCUACCUUGUGAUUUUCCAUCUGUCAUUCGUCUUGAUUAUGUGGGCCUAUUUGAAGACAAUUUUUACACCUCCCAUUUGCCCCUCCAAAGAGUUCUCUUUAUCUCAGGCUGAUGAAGAACAUUUUGAAAAGGAAGAAAGACCUGACAUUCAACAAGAGAUUUUGAGAAGAGCAGCAAAAGAUUUACCUGUCUAUACUAUGACAUCAACAAGAUUAAUCAGAUAUUGUAAAAAAUGUCAGUUGAUUAAACCUGAUCGAUGCCACCACUGCUCUGUAUGUAACAAAUGUGUUCUUAAGAUGGAUCAUCAUUGUCCUUGGGUGAAUAACUGUGUGGGAUUUUCUAACUACAAAUACUUCCUGCUGUUUUUAUUUUAUUCCCUUCUGUACUGUAUUCUGGUGACCACAACAGUUUUAGAAUAUUUUAUAAAAUUUUGGACGACCAACAAAAACAACCGUGCACAAUUCCAUGUCCUUUUUCUUUUUUUUGUGGCUGCUAUGUUCUUCAUUAGUGUCCUGUCACUUUUCUGCUACCACAUGUGGCUAGUUGGAAAAAAUAGAACAACAAUAGAGGCAUUCCGUUCACCUGUAUUUAUAAAUGGCCCUGACAAAAAUGGUUUCUCUCUUGGAUGGAGUAAAAAUUGGAGACAAGUUUUUGGAGAUGAAAAAAAAUAUUGGUUAUUUCCUGUCUUUACAAGUUUAGGUGAUGGUGUCAAUUUUCCAACUCGCCUCAUGAUGGAUACAGAACAGGUUACUGUCACAAACUACCAUGAACAACACUCCAGGAGUACUGGAUCAACUGAAAACUUUCCCGUUGCACCACUGAGUGAUUCAAAAAAUUUCUUGUUGGCCACAGAUUCAGAUAAAGAUGUCAGAUCAGGGAUAAAGAACCAUGUUACAGUUUCAAUAGACAGUUGAUGGUCUGUUAUCAUUUGAAUGAGAGUAAGGUUUAUUCAACAUAUUCUCCUUGAAUUCUUUUUUAUUUUAUUUGGAAGAACUGAUCAGUGGAAUGAAACAAAUCAAAUAUUACAUAAGAUGUAUGAAAAUGAAGUCUCUGUACAGAUAAGUUGAUGCUCAUAAACAUUACUGCUGAGCAGGAAAUAAGACAGAUGCCUUAAGAACCUUAAAUGUGUGUUUAUGCAACACUGGCUUAUCCUGUUCCAAAAGUGACUUGAUUUUUUUUUUAAUAAUUCCUAAAUGCAAUAGUAUGUUUUAUCACACCAGAUGCUUAGUG
This is a messenger RNA of Gracilinanus agilis (Agile Gracile Mouse Opossum), 1315 nucleotides long. RefSeq names its product zinc finger DHHC-type palmitoyltransferase 20 (gene ZDHHC20). The record is from RefSeq and is a predicted model, not a curated record. Gene Ontology annotation, biological process: synaptic vesicle maturation; peptidyl-L-cysteine S-palmitoylation; protein targeting to membrane. Bases 124 to 999 code for a protein of 291 amino acids. Gene Ontology annotation, molecular function: protein-cysteine S-palmitoyltransferase activity. Gene Ontology annotation, cellular component: Golgi apparatus; endoplasmic reticulum. NCBI's taxonomy places the organism in Eukaryota, Metazoa, Chordata, Mammalia, Didelphimorphia, Didelphidae. The transcript is spliced from 12 exons.